ACGCCACUUCCGGUUCCGGCGCUCAGGUGACGCUAAGGCCCGCGUUCACCUAACCCGGAUUGGCUGCCGAGUGAUGGCGGUGGAGCUGUCGUGCUUCUUGCUGUUCCUCGGGCUCGCGGAACGCGGGUCGGGGACUGCGGAUGCCGUCAAGAUGAAGGUGGUGGAAGAGCCCAACACGUUCGGGGUGAACAACCCCUUCCUGCCCCAGACCAGUCGCCUCCAGCCCAAGAGGGAUCCCUCGCCUGUGUCUGGGCCCAGGCACCUGCUCAGACUCUCCAGCAAGUGCUUCAGUCUGGUGGAGUCCACGUACAAGUACGAGUUCUGCCCCUUCCACAAUGUCACCCAGCACGAGCAGACCUUCCGCUGGAAUGCCUACAGUGGGAUCCUAGGCAUCUGGCAUGAGUGGGAAAUCGCCAACUACAGCUUCAUGGGCAUGUGGAUGCGCGAUGGUGACUCCUGCGGCUCCAGGAGCCGGCAGGCUAAGGUGGAGCUCACAUGCGGGAAACGCGACAGACUGGCCCAGGUGUCAGAGCCUAGCACCUGUGUGUACUCACUGACUUUCGAGACGCCACUCGUCUGCCACCCCCACGCCUUGCUAGGUGGGACCUGGUGCCAGGUGUACCCGGUGCUGCCUGAGACCCUGCAGCAGAGGUGGGACCAGGUGGAGCAGGACCUGGUGGAUGAGCUUAUCACCCCGCAGGGCCACGCAAAGCAGCUGCGGUCACUCUUUGAGGAGGCUGGCUACUUGAGGGCCCACAAGGACAGUGACCCAGCCUGGCUGGAAGAAGUCUCGUGGGGCCAGGCGUUCGAGACCCUGGAGAGCUGCACUCAGGCAUACAAGGAUCUGUCCAAGGAAGUGAAGAGGCUGCAAGGGUUAUUGACCCAGCAUGGCAUCUGCCACACAAAGGCAGCAGAGACUUCCAGCUCCCAGCACUUGGGCCAAGAGGCCCCCACACACGGGCCCCCAGCACAGCUGCGCAGAGACCCGGGACUUCACAGGAACACCCUGUGAUCUGGCGAGGAG
Messenger RNA from Loxodonta africana (African savanna elephant), 1024 nucleotides. It is a transcript of the gene GNPTG, whose product is annotated as N-acetylglucosamine-1-phosphate transferase subunit gamma. The coding region runs from base 74 to 1012 and encodes 312 amino acids. Lineage: Eukaryota; Metazoa; Chordata; Mammalia; Proboscidea; Elephantidae. The record is from RefSeq and is a predicted model, not a curated record. The transcript is spliced from 11 exons. Gene Ontology annotation, cellular component: Golgi apparatus.